Molecule: messenger RNA, 2148 nt
Organism: Melopsittacus undulatus (budgerigar)
Lineage: Eukaryota; Metazoa; Chordata; Aves; Psittaciformes; Psittaculidae
Product: collagen alpha-1(V) chain-like
Exons: 16
Coding region: 1-2112 (703 amino acids)
Biological process (GO): extracellular matrix organization
Molecular function (GO): extracellular matrix structural constituent conferring tensile strength
Source: RefSeq, a predicted model, not a curated record
AUGCCGGGGUCCCCGCGGCGCGGGCGGGCCGGGGCGGAGCGGGGCGGGCGCGGCGGCGGGGCCGGGCCGGGAUGCGGUGGGGCCGGCGCCGGGCGCAGGAUGCGCUGCGGGGCGCUGGCGCUGGCGCUGCUCUGCGCCCUCCCGCUGUGCCCCGCGGGGCUGGAGCCCCCCGAGCCGGGCUCUGCGCUGCACGCAGAUGAAGUGGACUUGCUGGACAAAAUCACUUCCCAUGCACAGUACCUCAGCAAUGUCUCCUUUGGCCAUGAUGAAGCCAACUGCAGCAUCCUGGAGAUUGGGCAGUAUGCUACACUCAACAUCCCCACCAGAGAGGCGUUUGGGGACAGCUUUGCAGAUGAGCUGAGCGUGCUCAUGAAGCUCAGGUACUCGCUGAAGGAGGACACCAGCCUUGUGACCAUCCUCAGCCAUCGGAGCCAUGUGCUCUUCCAGAUCAGGAUCAACCCAUACGCCUUGGUCUUUGUCACCACGAGGAGGAGGCACUAUGAGUUCCCAGUUUCCUUCCUUGGCGAUGGGCACUGGCACCAGGUUGCUCUCAGCAUCUCCUUGGAGAGGCUGGAGUUGCACGUGGACUGUCGGCUGGUGGACAGAGUGAGCUGGUCCAACUAUUUCGGGAUGGGAGUGAACACUGAGGGGCUGAUCAUCAUUGGAGGCCUGAUCGAGUCCUUCGAGAUACCCUUUAAGGGUGCUCUACAGCAACUGACCUUUGUGAUGGGAGACCCAGCAGCCGCCGGUGAGCACUGCCGCAGAUACAACCCAAUGUGCGCAUCCUCCUUCAACCUCACCCGCUUCAGUUCCCAAUGGGAUCUUGCAACAGCCUGGCCAGAGGUGCCAAAAGAAACCAAUGAAAUCCGGGACUCAUCUGCUCAGGAUUCCAGACUCACCCAUUCAGAUUUGACCCUGGGGCUCCCUUGGAUGCAGGAGGAUGCCCAGGAGACCCUCAACAUCCCCCCUGAUGGGAGCACCCUGACUUCACCCCGCGCCACUGAGAUGCCCUCAGCUGAGGAGGAGGAGAGCAGUGUUUCUGUUGAGGAGGAAGGCUUUGAGCUGUUGAACUCCACCUACAAUAAAAUCACCGGCCCUGGCAGGCCUGGGCUCAGCAGGGCCAACCCGUGGGUUCCUGGUCGCUCCGGCUCCUCCAUCAAAGCACCGAGAGCAGCCAAGAAGGAGCGAGCCCCCAACCCCUGGGAGGAGAACGUCACCACGGAGAAGCAGAUGGGUGAUGUGGGCACCCGGCAGCAGCUCCUGCCCGGCAAACCCGGUGAUGCCAUCACUGACCUGGACAUGCCUUCCACCUUCACCAAGGUCUCCCCAUUACCACAUCAGGGAGCUGCCCCCAAAGCAAAGGUGCCCAAAGUUCCCUUUGGGUCAGGGUCAGCAGAAGGUCUCCUGCAGUAUCCUCCAUCAGCAGCCAGCCCUGUUGUGCCAGGGCUUGGGGACAGCACUGCCCGCCCUGUGUCACCGGAGGCACAUAGGCAGCAGGGUCACAUCAAGCCGGGACCACCAGGGCUGCCAGGACCACCGGGGCUGCCGGGCUGUCCUGGGAGGCGUGGACUGGUGGGACCCAAAGGAGACAAAGGGUACCCUGGUGCCGUGGGGCGCACAGGCCUCCCGGGUGACCCAGGACCCAUGGGCAUCCCUGGUGUUCCCACCAUUGUGCUCUGGAGGAACUCCAGGGAGGACUGGCAGAGCUUCACGCAAUCAUCAUUUUACCAGCUCCUGCAUGCUGGCUGGCCGAGGAAACCCGGAGCCCCUGGGCCACCAGGGCAUCCAGGGAGAACAGGAGCACCUGGACCCUGUGGAGAGCCAGGAGAGCCGGGGGAGAAAGGCCGCCAGGGGUACACGGGUGAAGCCGGGCUCCAGGGCUCUCCAGGACGCUCCGGUCACCCUGGCUUGGAUGGCAAACCUGGCUUGGAUGGGAAACCAGGGCCGUGGGGGAUGCCAGGAGAGCAGGGGCUGCAGGGCUUCCAGGGUGACCAGGGGCUGACUGGGGAGAAGGGAGAAGAGGGUUUCUUGGGUGACCCUGGACCGGUUGGGGAGAAAGGAGAGAAGGGAAUGAAGGUGAGAGGGUGUCUGCCUUGCUAUGCCCUUCCCUAGCACGGCCCCCAGCCCCAGGCCAUGCCCUCCUCCAUG